AUGUUCGACACAGUCUGUACCCUCCCGCUAAGCGCGGACCUCUUCGCGCAAGCAAUCCACCCCUCCGAGCCCGUCAUCUCAGUCGGCCUCUCAACGGGCCACGUCCAGACAUUCCGGCUCCCGGCUGAAGAAGAGGAGGACAGCGACGAUGACCAGGCAUCUGUCGCCAGCUCGCGCAAUGGCAAAGGACACAUUGACACGAUGUGGAGGACGAGACGGCAUAAGGGGAGCUGUCGCACUUUGACGUUUGGAGUUGAUGGGGAGGUGCUGUACUCUGCCGGUACGGAUGGGCUGGUUAAGGCCGCGAGAGCGGAGACGGGUGUUGUCGAGAACAAGAUUCUGAUUCCUACCGCCAAGGACGGGUCCGUUGACGCGCCGACCGUUGUUCAUGCGCUUUCCCCGCAGACGUUAUUACUCGCUACGGACUCGAGCAAGCUACACUUAUAUGACCUGCGCGUCCCGUACUCGAAAGUUUCGGCUCCGCCCCAGCAGACGCACCGCCCUCACGAUGACUACGUUUCGUCCUUGACCCCGCUCCCCGCAUCGGACACCAGCACAUCUGGGUUCAGCAAGCAGUGGGUGACCACCGGAGGUACCACGUUGGCAGUUACGGAUCUCCGACGAGGCGUGCUCAUGCGCAGCGAAGACCAGGAGGAGGAGCUCAUUAGUUCUACAUACAUUGGCGGUCUGUCAUCCAGUGGGACGAGUCGUGGCGAGAAAGUCGUUGUUGGCGGUUCCAGUGGCAUCUUGACGCUUUGGGAGAAGGGCGCUUGGGACGACCAGGACGAGCGAAUUUACCUUGAAAGAGGCGCAGGCGGCGGAGAGUCCAUCGAGACACUCUCUGUUGUGCCUGAUGAACUCGGCAAGGGCAAGAUGCUUGCGGCUGGUCUCGGAAAUGGAAAGGUGAAGUUUGUCAGGAUGGGCAUGAACAAGGUUGUCUCGGAGCUUACGCAUGAUGAGACGGAGGGCGUAGUUGGACUUGGAUUCGACGUUGAAGGUCGCAUGGUCAGUGGUGGUGGACAGAUCGUGAAGGUUUGGCAUGAGACGGCAGAUACGAUGGGCGGGAAGCGCGGGUUUGAAGGUAGCGAUGACAGUGACGAGGACUCGGAUGACAGCGAUCGUGAGGCAAAGCAGAAGGACAACUCGCGGCGGAAAAACAAGAAGCCAAAGGGCAAGGAUCGGGGCAAGGAGGUCAUGGCGUUUGCUGAUUUGGAUUAG
Messenger RNA from Aspergillus mulundensis, 1218 nucleotides. RefSeq names its product WD40 repeat domain-containing protein. Bases 1 to 1218 code for a protein of 405 amino acids. The record is from RefSeq and is a predicted model, not a curated record. Gene Ontology annotation, molecular function: protein binding. The transcript has 2 exons. NCBI's taxonomy places the organism in Eukaryota, Fungi, Ascomycota, Eurotiomycetes, Eurotiales, Aspergillaceae.